AUGUUAAUAAAUAGGUAUUUUUGUCCGGUAAAUACUCAACGACUGUUGACAAAGAUUCGAAUUUCUAAUAAUCUCCGUCGGUUAAUUUCAUUUUCAUCAAUAGAUACAUCGUCAGAUCUGACUCGUCCCAAAUAUGAAAUCGAUUUACCAGGGGUUGAAAAUUACGGAUUUGAAGGUGAAUCUUCAUUUAUGAGAUGUAAACAUGGAGCUGUUGCAUCGGAUUCUGAAGAAGCAUCUAAAGUUGGAAGACGUAUUUUAAAUCUGGGUGGUUCUGCUGUUGAUGCAGCAAUUGCAGUUCUUCUUUGUGUUGGUGUACAUAAUUGUCAUUCGACUGGUAUUGGCGGCGGAUUUCUUAUGAAUAUUUAUGAUGUUACAAAACAAGAAUGCAUAGCUAUUGAUGCACGAGAAGCAGCACCAUCGAGUGCUCAUCAAAGAAUGUUUGUUGAUGGAAAUCCACCACCAUCCUCUGUAUCAGGCGGCUUAUCAAUUGGUAUUCCAGGUGAAAUAGCUGGUUUUUGGAAAGCUCAUAAAAGAUAUGGAAAAUUACCAUGGUCAGCUUUGUUUAAACCAGCUAUUGAUAUGUGUAAUGAAGGUUUUACUAUAAAAAAAGCUCUUGCUUUCAGUAUUCUCAAAAAUAAAGAAAAACUAUGGGCGGAUAAAUCAAUGAGGCGCGUAUUUUUUAAAGGUGAUUCAAAACUUGUCUAUGGAUCAGGUGAUACAAUUUAUCGACCACUUCUUGGUCAAACACUUUCUAUAGUUGCUGAAAAAGGACCAAGUGCAUUUUAUGAAGGCGAAUUAUCCGAUGCUAUUUGUGAAGAAAUCCGAUCAAAUGGUGGCAUUAUUAAUCGACAAGAUCUAGAAAUCUAUCAUGCUCGAGUAAAACCAGCUAUUAGUGUUUCGUUAGAAAGUAAUUUAACAGUUUAUGGAGUACCACCACCGGCUAGUUCAGCUAUAACUCUUCUUAUUCUUAAAGUAAUGGACGGUUAUGGUUUAACACCACAAUCAUUAGAUACGAUUGACAAACAAGUGAGAUUCUAUCACAUUCUCAAUGAAGUAUUUAAAUUUGCUUACGCAAAACGAUCAGCAUUGGGUGAUGAGUAUGAUUCACAAACAGAUAAAAAUCAAAAUAUUGAAAAAUUACUCGAUUUAAUUUUAUCUCCUGCAUAUGCUGAAGAAGUCCGUAAACGAGUCAAUGAAUACAGAAGUCAACCACUUGAUUAUUAUGAACCAAAGUUUGAAACUCAAACAGAUCAUGGAACUAGUCAUUGUUCAAUCAUUGAUACUGAAGGGAAUGCUGUUGCAGCUACAAGUACCAUAAAUACAGAUUUUGGUGCUGUUGUUUAUGGACAUAAUACUGGUAUUAUUUAUAAUAAUCAAAUGGAUGAUUUUUCUCAACCUGGCUUAGAAAAUUACUAUGGCUAUGCACCGAGCCCAGCAAAUUUUAUUAAACCUUUUAAACGUCCAAUGUCAUCUAUGAGUCCAAUCCUUGUCACAAACUCGAAUGGUCAAGUUAUCUUUACAGCUGGUGGUUCUGGUGGUAGUCGAAUAAUCUCGUCUGUUGCUCAAGUAGCUAUUUAUAAUCUAUGGCUUGGUAAAAGUAUCCGCGAUGCUGUUGAUAUGCCUCGAUUACAUCAACAACUUAUUCCAAUGGAAGUUGAAUUAGAAAAACGUUUUCCUGUUAAUGUUGUUCACGGGCUUCUAGUAAAAGGUCAUACGAUAUCAGGUUUUCGUGGUGGAUGCGUUGUUCAAGCAAUUGAACGUCGUCACUCGAACGAAUUAUGGGCUGUAAGUGAUGCUCGAAAAGGUGGUGCGCCUGAUGGUCUUGGUUAUAAAAAUAUUACAAAAAGCUUUCAAAACUGGUUCCGUCGAACAUUUAAACGAAGUAAAGAACAAAAAUUACUCGAACACGAAAUUCAAAGAGGACGAUCAUUAACACCGCGAUGA
This is a messenger RNA of Rotaria socialis, 1944 nucleotides long. NCBI's taxonomy places the organism in Eukaryota, Metazoa, Rotifera, Eurotatoria, Philodinida, Philodinidae. The record is from the annotation of a GenBank genome assembly.